AUGAUGCGCCGGUUUCGGGCCUCGUCUGUAGGGAGAAACCUUUACAAUAUCUGGCUAUUUGUCUUCGCCCUCAUUGUCUUUCUAAUAUUCGUCUCGACUUUUCUUGUGCAAGGAGGGACCAUUGACAUGCCUGACUGGACCAAAGAUCUUCGAAAGUACGAUGGCGACGACUGGGAUCGAUAUGCUUCCAUAUUGAUCGUAGCUGUCUGCUUUUUCUUCACAUUGACUAUGAUUACGGGUGUGGCUAUUCUACGAUCUGGCAGAUAUUAG
Fusarium venenatum is the source of this 270-nucleotide messenger RNA. NCBI's taxonomy places the organism in Eukaryota, Fungi, Ascomycota, Sordariomycetes, Hypocreales, Nectriaceae. The record is from RefSeq and is a predicted model, not a curated record.